Molecule: messenger RNA, 1034 nt
Organism: Amphimedon queenslandica
Lineage: Eukaryota; Metazoa; Porifera; Demospongiae; Haplosclerida; Niphatidae
Product: FIT family protein CG10671-like
Exons: 1
Coding region: 46-861 (271 amino acids)
Biological process (GO): lipid storage; lipid droplet organization; phospholipid biosynthetic process
Cellular component (GO): endoplasmic reticulum membrane
Molecular function (GO): coenzyme A diphosphatase activity
Source: RefSeq, a predicted model, not a curated record
ACUAGUGGGAGUGGCUAAGGCGUCAACUCCCAUUUCUGUCUUAAAAUGGCGUCCAUUGUAAGACCCUGCUUGAACACUCUUUUGUAUUCCUCUCCUUUUCUGAAAGCCGCUCUCUUUUCUCUCAUAGUCUUUGCCUUCUCUUUUUAUUCCGAGCUAUAUGAACUAGGCGAAGCUGAUGGUCCCAGUAAAGACUUCCCUCUCAACAGAUACUAUGUAAAAUACAACUGGGCCUGGACUCUCCUCUUCCUCCUCCCAACAGUAUCUUUGACGGCUAUCCUUUACACUGGAAUGGAACUAAAAGACGCCAUCCGUCACCUGUUCAGAUUACUCAUAAACCAUCUCAUAUGGUAUUCAGUGACGCAGUUAUUCCUAUCCUAUCAAAGAUCAGUGGGUGCUUGCUCUAAUAAAAGCAUUUCAAAUCGUUCCGAUUGUCUGUCUGGUGGCGGCACAUGGAGCGACAUUGACAUAUCGGGUCACGUGUUCCUCCUCUCAUUCUCUACAAUGAUAAUAAGUGAAGAAGUGAUGGCCAUCAGUCCUUGGGCUUGCAGUAACUAUCGUAUCUUACCACCACAGCCUAAAUGGAAGGCUACAAUAUUGCCAGUAAUUUAUAGUCACACCCUUUCUAGUUUUACUGUAGUUCUGUUUGAAAUCAUUGCAGCCAUCGAGAUUAUACUGAACGUACUAAUGAUACUCAUCACUUGCUUGUAUUUCCACACGUUCUAUGAGAAGAUACUAGCAUUAAUAAUAUCACUGACACUGUGGUAUGUUAGUUAUCAUGUGCUAUAUGGCUCAAGGAAAUGGCUACCAUGUACCGUGUGUGAAGGGAAACUGAACCCACUUAGGAGUGCAUCCAGUAAAUAAACAAAAUACUUUAAAGAUCUAACUAAUACCGAGAGUACAUAAUAUCAUGUACUCUUGCCAACACUCUAGUUACUUAAAUAGUUGUAUUAUAAUUUUCUCGCAAAAUAAAAUUAUUAUUAUUAUUAUUAUUAUUCAGAGUGACAAUUUAUUUAGUACAUUUUCUGUUUGUGAGG